Sesamum indicum (sesame) is the source of this 3946-nucleotide messenger RNA. RefSeq names its product serine/threonine-protein kinase NEK5 (gene NEK6). NCBI's taxonomy places the organism in Eukaryota, Viridiplantae, Streptophyta, Magnoliopsida, Lamiales, Pedaliaceae. The record is from RefSeq and is a predicted model, not a curated record. Gene Ontology annotation, biological process: microtubule-based process; protein phosphorylation. Gene Ontology annotation, molecular function: protein serine/threonine kinase activity; ATP binding. Gene Ontology annotation, cellular component: cortical microtubule.
CAAAUACACUAAUCUGUUCUCCGCAGAUCAGAGUCUUUAGCAGUAACCCCUGAGAAAGAAAAGAGGGAAAAAGAAAAAAAAGCAAAACCCGGACAGAAACUUCAGCUAAUCCUGUUUUUUUGGGUUAAAACUAUAAAGAAUUCCUCAUUUCUUGAUUGCCCAAAAGCCUAGGUUCGUUGAAUUUUGUUCCAUUCUUGGGGUUGCUUCAUUUCCAAGAAUUUAGUGCUCGUUUUUGUUUGUUUCUGUAGUUAUUGUGAAGUUUAUGUUAAUGGGUGUUUUGUUCGGAAUUGAUCUACGAAUGGGGAGAAUAAGAGGCAGGAGAUCCAAAGAUUAGGUUAAUGUCAUUCCAUUUUCUUGUCUACUUUUGGGCAGUUGACUUGGGGAGAUUUUUCAGUGGUUAGAGCGACCAAGAUUGCUGUUUUCUGGGAUUUCUAUGUAUGAGGAAUUGAUGUAGUGAGAUUUUCGGGGAGUGGAGUUGGCGGGAUUACACUUAUCUGGGGUGUCUGUUUUGUGAAUCAAGAAUUGGGAUAUAGUGGAAGUGUGAUUUGGGCUUCGAGGUUGGUGAAUGAUGGAAUCCAGAAUGGAGCAGUAUGAGAUCAUGGAGCAGAUUGGGCGUGGAGCAUUUGGUGCAGCCAUUUUGGUUAAUCACAAGUUGGAGAGGAAAAAGUAUGUGCUUAAGAAGAUUCGAUUGGCUCGACAAACAGAACGCUGCCGGAGAUCAGCUCAUCAAGAGAUGGCAUUAAUUGCACGCAUACAACAUCCUUACAUUGUUGAGUUCAAGGAAGCCUGGGUAGAGAAGGGUUGCUAUGUUUGCAUAGUUACUGGCUACUGUGAGGGCGGUGACAUGGCUGAAUUGAUGAAAAAAGCCAACGGCCAGUACUUCCCUGAGGAGAAACUGUUGAAGUGGUUCACUCAACUGUUGUUGGCAGUUGACUAUCUGCAUUCCAAUUUCGUUCUUCACCGUGACCUCAAAUGCUCCAAUAUCUUUCUUACCAAAGAUCAAGAUGUCCGUCUAGGUGAUUUUGGACUUGCUAAAACUUUGAAGGCAGAUGAUUUGGCUUCUUCUGUUGUUGGAACUCCCAAUUACAUGUGUCCUGAACUACUUGCUGACAUUCCUUACGGGUUUAAGUCUGACAUUUGGUCUCUUGGGUGCUGCAUGUACGAAAUGGCUGCUCAUCGUCCCGCAUUCAAGGCUUUUGACAUGGCGGGAUUAAUAAGCAAGAUUAACCGAUCAUCCAUCGGCCCUUUGCCUCCAUGUUACUCCCCAGCCUUGAAAACACUAAUCAAGAGCAUGCUGAGGAAAAAUCCUGAACAUCGAUCAAGUGCGUCUGAACUGCUGAAGCACCCAUAUCUACAGCCUUACAUCGAGCAGUACCGUCCAUCAUAUAACCCGUCUGCUGCCACUUCACCUGAGAAACCUCUUUCAACAAAUCGUGAUGGUAGAAAGAAUAUGGCCGAGAGCCAAAGUAGCAACAGUUCUUGCAGUGACAGAGACAGCUUAAUGUCGUGUGAGAGAAACGGGUCGGGCAUCAUCAUGAACUGUGACCUUAAAGCCAACGAUACGGACUCAGCUUCUGCUGAUGAUGAUAUUGUAUGUGGGCAGCUUAUGAUGAGAGAGGCUCUCCAUGAGACGGAAUCAUUGGCUGUAAACACCAAGGAACGCGAUGCUGGGAAGCCACUGCACGAGGAGCGGAGAAAUAACAAUGAAACAAAGCAGCCGAAGACAAUUAAAAAUAUUAUGAUGGCUCUGAAAGAAGGGAAAAACAGAGAAAAUUCUCCAAUGAGAAGCAACCAUGCAAAAGCUAGUGGUGGUAGUAACCAGAGAAUUAUUGUCGAAGCAUCUUCGAGGGUCGCAAAACCGGGUCCUGUUAGUCAUGGUCUUAAGGGAAAUUCAGAGGCACCAGUUGCUGCAUCAGUGAAGGCUAACUCUGAUUCCAAUAAACGUGCACAAGGGAUGCAUUCUCUGAAGCAUCAGUUACCUGUGAUGGAAACCCCUCCGAAGUCAAGAGCCAGACACGAUGGAAUACCUCUCUCCAGUCCUGUAAAGCCUAUUGCUGAAGAAGGAUCUACGAGGAUAAGACAGAAAACACCUCCUACACUGGCUAGAAGACCAUCGUUUCCUGGACGGAUGCGGCAAAUGGGAUGUGACACUCCCAAUGCCAUGAAUAAUAAUACGAAUACUGGUACUAUAGAUAUUCAGGCUCCUGAACCUACAAAAUUAGUGCCUUAUAACUAUGAUUCGCAUACUUCAAGGGAAAUAAUGCAGCACUCCAAGAAGCCUGCAGGGCCAGGUUCUAAGAGAAUGCAAACAGAGAGCAGCAAUUCCGCGUCCUCUUCAGUAUCUAUCCAUGGAUUUGAGCUCCUUGAUGACGCAACGACUCCUUUUAUUUGCUUGCCGGAGCAGAUACUUCAAACUCAUGAGCAAGCUGCCGAAAUUGAAACCAUUAAGGCUUCCUCCUCUCCCCCAGAAGGGACAGGAAAUUGCCUUAGGGAACAUCACGAAAUUAACUGCCAAAUGAGCAUACAGCGAGCUGCUGAAGUUGAAAUUAAUGAGUCCAGGGGCAGCUGCUCAACUCCUUCCUCAUCACAAUCUGAACGAUUGGAAAAUUCCUUGCAGGGUUGUCGUGGGAACAACUGCAAAUCUACAGUAUGCUUCACCGAAACAUUUCAAGAACGGUUGGAUGAUAAAAUUAUGGAUGUGAAUGCUUGUGACCACAAAAUGAGUUCCCCUGCAAAGAUGGAGACAUCAUCCCCGAACACCAAAGAUUUAGUUUCGGGUAGAGAAGAUGCACCAGCUGUUGGUCUGAGCAGUAGGCCUGCUCCCACGGCCCAGUCGGAUCUCAGUCCGAGCAGUAGGCCUGAUCUUGUGGCACAUCCAAACCUCACUUCAGCAUCCAACAACGAUGACAAGUUCAUGGUGAAGAAACUCGUUUCCCCAGCAACAGAGAAUUCCUCUUCCACCGUCUCCCCUGUUUCAUCAAACCAGAAGAAUUUGUUGUCAGACAAAGCACUUAUUGUGCAAAAUGCAGUUAACGAAAAACCAGCCGCUGCUCAUCUCCCCCCAGUGUAUGAUGAAGUGAUACAUGUGAUUCGUCACAGUAGUUUCCGAGUUGGGACUGAGCAUCCAGUACUGGAAAACAUGGAGCGAACGGUGGAUGUUGGAAAGCUAAUAAAUGUGGUAAGGGAUGAGUUUGAUGUAAAAGAUCCAGUUUCUUCAUCAGCUUCGAAAUCAUCUACUUGCUCUGAAAAUACAACUCCCACUUCAACUCUCUGUGAAAACCCCAUCACCAAGGAAAUUGACAUGACAGAUACGAAUCCUCCCACCAUGGUUGCAAAGCAGGAUUCUUCCGAACCAGCAAAACCAAAUCCUUCUCCGGCACAGGAAGAAGCACCGGCAAAGGAAACUCUAGACGUCAAUUCCUUCAGACAAAGAGCAGAGGCACUUGAAGGACUACUAGAACUGUCAGCCGAUUUGCUUCAGCAGAGCAGGCUAGAAGAACUUGCAGUUGUUCUGAAACCUUUUGGCAAGGAAAAGGUUUCUCCGAGGGACACAGCAAUCUGGCUAGCUAAGAGCCUUAAAGGAAUGAUGCUCGAAGAGAGCGGCCGCCAUUCGUGAUUCCAUGGUACUAGUUUCUCUCAAAUUUUCUUGAUUGUCAGUUGAAGUUUUUAAUAUAUAGUUCAGAGCAUUUCUCCUUGCAAACUGAAACUUGUGACUUUCUCACCCUUCCUUUGGAUCUUUCUUUUAUUCAAUUUUCUUUUUAUUCUCAGUGCAGCAGUUGUAUAUAGUGUUAUAUAAUUCAAUAUUCUUUUCCAGUCCAGCAAAAUGUGGAAGCACUCUGUAAAACAUCUUGCUAAUCUAUCUUCUUUAUCUUGAGAUAAGUUGAGCUUCAUAUUGGUUGUAAGAAAUACAUGAAUGUCAUAUGCUUGAUGAAGAUCUCAUUUAUCA